AUGCGAGUCGUCCCCCUUCCCUGCUGCCCUUACCUGGCCUCCCAGACUCAUAAAUUGUUUAAAAGAAGGUGUUCUGGACAUAGGGACGACCAGCAUUUCAAGAUGGUGGGAAGUAUUGCAAAAGUCUUCUGGCUCUUCGCAGCAACAAUGCUGAGGUCCAUAAUCUUCAUUCGUGACCGGAAUUCUCGUCGCCAGGAGGUGUCCGCAUACAUAGACUACGCGCACAGACUGACAACGGAUGAUUUUGAAGCCUACUUCAGUGGGAAGAAAAGGCUUUUCCCACGGAGCACUGAUCUGAGCUUUUACAACUGGGAUAGAAAUGUCAGCACUUCAAAUUCCAGCCCAAACUACCAAGUGAUUGCAGAAAAUGCCUGUGGAUUACUCUUCAAGAACAAAAGUGAUAGGAAAAUAAUAAAUGUGGAUCCAAAGACCUACCCAGGAGACAACACAACACGGACACCUAUUGAAACAGAUCUCUACCUCCAUGUUGUUAUCUAUGACCACAUCCUCAGAAGAGGGGCAUAAGGUCCAUCUUUGUGGCUGUUCUCCCAACUACUUGUUUAGUUACCUUAAUGCCAUCUAGAAGAAGAA
Molecule: messenger RNA, 591 nt
Organism: Tinamus guttatus (white-throated tinamou)
Lineage: Eukaryota; Metazoa; Chordata; Aves; Tinamiformes; Tinamidae
Source: RefSeq, a predicted model, not a curated record